This is a messenger RNA of Cajanus cajan (pigeon pea), 1574 nucleotides long. Lineage: Eukaryota; Viridiplantae; Streptophyta; Magnoliopsida; Fabales; Fabaceae. The record is from RefSeq and is a predicted model, not a curated record.
UUUGGGAAUAACACAAUAAAAAAUUCUCCGGAUUCCUCAGCCAAUGUUCCGACGUGCUCUCCUCUCCCUCUCUUCUCCACUCUCCAACUGUACAUGUUCCACAACUUGAUCUGUCUUUUUCCUCUUCUUUGGUCAAAAUUCCAUCACCUAACCGUUUUGGUGUGUGCUGUAGUGAAGGGUCAUCACACAGUGUGUUUUCUUUGACAUUUGGUUUCAAAUGGGAACUGGGUUUUCAAACUUUCUCUUUCCAUAGUUAUCCCUCUUCAGCACUAUAAUAGCACCGGGAAACUUGUUCAAAAGGACUACCAGGUGGCCCUUCUUCCUUUACUUUCAUUCAUGGGGAAGAUCACAACUUCUGCAGCUCAGCCUGUGUCUCAAGAAGCUUCCAAUUAUGAUGAGGUUUUUAUGCAACAGAGCUUGCUCUUUGAUGAUAGUCUGAAGGAUUUGAAAAACCUGAGAACACAAUUGUAUUCAGCAGCUGAAUAUUUUGAACUCUCAUACACCAACGAUGACCAAAAACAAAUAGUGGUAGAAACAUUGAAGGAUUAUGCCAUCAAAGCUCUUGUAAAUACGGUGGACCAUUUAGGUUCUGUGACCUACAAAGUUAAUGAUUUGUUGGAUGAGAAGGUUGUUGAAGUUUCUGUAGCGGAGUUACAAGUGUCUUGUAUUGAACAGAGAAUAAAGACGUGCCAAGAGUAUGUGGAUCAUGAAGGGCGUACCCAACAGUCAUUGGUGAUCAGUACUCCAAAAUAUCAUAAGCGAUAUAUCUUGCCAGUUGGGGAGACCAUGCAUGGUGCCAAUCGCACUAAGUCAAAAUAUCAGGGGUACAACCUAGAUGAUGAAGAUGACUGGCCUCACUUUAGGAAUGCUGUUCGAGCUACAAUUAGAGAAACGCCACCAUCUACAGCAAGAAGAGGGCGUUCCCCAUCACCUUCUUUACAACCUCAGAGAUCUGGACCUUUUUCAUUCACUUCAACCAUGCCUAUAAAAGAUUUAGAGAGGCGAUCUGUUUCACCAUACCGGUUCCCCCUUUUACGAACCGGAUCUCGGUCAAGUAGGCCUACAACACCUAAGACAAGUAGACCAACCACUCCAAAUCCAAGUAGACCCACUACACCAAAUCCUUCUAAUGCAAGACAAAGGUACCCUUCAGAGCCCCGCAAAUCGUCUUCGAUGCGAUUAUAUGCUGAAAGAGACAAUGGCAAAGACGUGGAACAAUACCCCAGCAAAAGUAAACGUCUCCUAAAGGCCUUGCUAAGCAGGCGCAAGUCAAAGAAGGAUGACACGCUAUAUACAUACUUGGACGAGUACUGAUACCAUAGACCUAUAUAGAAAGCAAGGGAAAGAUGCAAUAGAAUCUUGGAAACAAGUCAAUUUUGCUUGCUACCUUCAUAGGUUGCACUUCUUUGUCAUUUAAAAAUAACAUUUAUACGGUAACUUCCUUUAUCCAUUUUUCAAUUAGUGUAACUAAGCACCCAGAAUUAUGAUGUGGGAUAGGUGUAAUAGUUCAAGCUUUAUUUUUAACUAUGAAUGUUGUUACAUAUUAUAUAAUCAAGUAAAUUUGGCUUCAUCUC